Messenger RNA from Patiria miniata (bat star), 5570 nucleotides. Its product is annotated as zinc finger protein Gfi-1b-like. Gene Ontology annotation, cellular component: nucleus. The transcript is spliced from 2 exons. The coding region runs from base 1184 to 2686 and encodes 500 amino acids. NCBI's taxonomy places the organism in Eukaryota, Metazoa, Echinodermata, Asteroidea, Valvatida, Asterinidae. The record is from RefSeq and is a predicted model, not a curated record.
CAUAAUUGCGCAUGUACACUAUUAUGGGUUUUUGACGGACUUAACUUGCUGUGGUCAUUUGAGUUUUAGCUGGGCUUGGCCCGAGGCCUGAAAGCCCACGAAAAAAAAGGAGAUGUUUAACAUAUCUUUUGCAUUCUAUAGAAGAAACAUGGUUCUGCGUGGUGGGAUUAUGAUAGGGGACAUUCCUUGCUCCGUGUUCCAGGCGAAAGCGUUCAGGUGAAGAACUUGAAGUGCGACCUUUGGUAUCUCGUGCGUCCCGCCAAAAACAAGGAGAGUCAACACCACUUUGACAGCUGCCAGUCAGAGCCAUCAUCGACUGGGCAUUUCUUUUUUUUGAAGAGGGGGAAGUUUAUGACACUCUCCUUUGAGCUUUCUGCGAAAGUGAGAUACAAGCCGCAUCUCUAUCCCGGACCGAUUGUUUAACGUUGCAUUGCUGUCCUUUCAGCACUCUCCCUCCUCCAAACCCGCAAGCAUCCAUGCACCCUGUGCCGUGUUGCCUAUUGAGGCCCCUCCGGUUUUGACAUGCAAUGACGCGUCUAUGCAAACAAGAUCAGGGGAGCGACUCCACCCCAGCAAUUUACGACAAGCGGUCCAAAUUGUGCCCCUAUUGUCCACCCGAUUGUUCCCGUGUUAGCCGGCCGUUGUGUGGCGUGCCUGCUCGCUAGCAGCCCUAAUUGGGCUGCCUUGUUGGCCUUUUCAUAGCGACUGUAUACACACCUCGCAAGAUAGCCAGCCGAUGCCUCUAGUGGUCCUUUAUACAAAAAGAAGAAGAGGCAGACGAAGAAAAAGCCACAACCCCAGGAUAACUGGGUGGCAUUCUGGCAUUUGGAUUUUACUUAAAAAGAUCUAAUGCUCCUGUCAACGAUUGUUCAGUUAUCAGGAGAUCAGGGAGGGGUUUAGGUGGAAAACAACUUCUUCCAAGUGCCACGUCAAAAACAUCGUUCCUUACCGACCGGCCCAGACCAUUGACCAUUGCAUUAAACUAUAAUCAAAGAUUACCAUAUCGCUUGGAGAUGUCGUCUCGAGCGUGCAUUGAACCCUGUAGGCGCAGUGCCCCAUCGGUCUAGAACCAUCAUCAUCAUCGUCUUCACUAUCAUCGUCGUAAGUCAUCUCAACACUGCCGUUGAGGCGAUCUGCGGGGACCAACGAGGGAAAUCGUCAAGAAUCAGCCGGGGUUGAAGUGAUGGACUGCGUCGUGGACGUCAUCUUACCGCGGCCUACCGUGGCCGUUGGAGCAGCUCAGGCCGUGAACAGACCGCCCAAGAUGUCGGCUGGACGCGCUGGUAGUGGAGGCACGUCGUCUCUGUCCGCGUCAACGACACGACGGGGCUUGAGUUUCUCCAUCGACCGGAUCAUGGGGAACGAUUCCCCGUCUGCUGUCGCGACUUCCUCUGCCUCACCUCCGCCCAGCGCUCCGGCAAAGAUCUCCCCGUCACGAUCCUCGUUGUCACCCGUCGGCGCCAUCGAAUCGGCCAGAAGGGGCACCACCAUCCGGCCAACUCUUGCCGUUCUGCCCAGGGACCAAGCUCAGGUCACCAGACCCCGCAUGUUCGGUAUGGUGGACCCGAGCGAGCUGGACAUCCAAACGGCCAAAUACCAACACUAUUUGAACAUGGCUUGCCUACCGCUGUACAUGAACAGCAGAACGGGAACCUUAGCCCGGCCACACCCCUUCUACUCCACCACCGCCUCGGGCCAGUAUCUCACCAAGUGGUUGGCGUCAAAUAUCAACGGACAAAAACUCGAAGGUUUCCCGGUCAAAUCCCUUCCUGAUGCGAGGCUGGGUUUGACGGCCCACGCUUCCCUUCCCUUCGCCGGGUUGUUCUCGCCGUCGGCUUUCAAGACCACGGCAGACUUUGAAAGCCCAAUUUCCAGCCUGGCCGAGCGGAUGUGGACAGCAGACCCAGCGACUGCGCGUACGAGGAUCGACAGCUAUGCCCCCAAGUUUCCCCGUAACCCCGGCACCGCCUCGUCACCGCGCCCGGUCGAAGUCAAGUCGGAGAAAACCUCCCCAUCGAACACGCAGCAGAGGACCAAGCGAGCCCAGAACGGGCAGCAGAAAGCCUUCACCUGUCUGGACUGCGGUAAGGUGUUCAACGCCCACUACAACCUGACGCGACACAUGCCGGUGCACACCGGCGCACGGCCGUUCAUCUGCAAAAUCUGCGGCAAGGGAUUCCGGCAGGCCAGCACGCUGUGCCGGCACAAGAUCAUCCACACCAACGAAAAGCCGCACAAAUGCCGGGAGUGCGGCAAAGCGUUCAACCGGAGCUCCACGCUCAACACCCACAUGAGGAUCCACGCCAACUUCAAGCCCUUCAUCUGUGAGUUUUGCGGUAAAGGGUUCCACCAGAAGGGCAACUACAAGAACCAUCGGCUAACCCACAGCGGAGAAAAGGCCUACAAGUGUCACAUUUGCCACAAAGCUUUCCAUCAGGUCUACAAUCUGACUUUCCACAUGCACACUCACCAGGAGAAGAAGCCCUUCACCUGCAGCGUCUGCGGUAAGGGAUUCUGCCGCAACUUCGAUCUCAAGAAGCACGUCCGGAAACUUCACGAGAACAGCGUGACGUCCCUGCCUUCCCCGUGUUCUGACACGUCCAGCGAGUCACCCAGCCCCGUCAGCUACGCUAAAGGUACGUCCGCGCUCCCCGCGGAUUUAAUCGGAGAACACUGCGUUCUUUGAUUCAGCACAUUCACAAAGAACUCGCACUUGACUGUUCAGAAGACAAAAACUGCCAAAUUCAGCCGCACACUUGCUUUUUUUCGUUAAAUCAUGUACAUUAGCGUAAAUCUGUAAUUUUCACGACUUUGUCGUUACCCAUGAGAUUGUGUAUUGUUUAUUUAUAAAAAAAAAGGCACUAGAGGAAACAGUGUUGUUAAAAAUCUGACGUUAGACAAAAUGUUGUUAUUUUUGUAUUAAUUCCAGUAGCCACAUGCCCUUGUAUCAUCGUAUCAAUGAUUGUCGUAUAACAACAUGUUUUCUACCAUUUGCUUAAAUUCCAGUUCCGUUAAAAAAAAAUAAACAAGUGACAUCCAGGCUAAUGCACUAUUCCGUUAGUUUCAAUCGCUUUCCAAGUAACGGAACAAAAUUGAAAUGUACUCAAUUCCAAACCUUGCCUGCUCGAGAUUUCAAUUCUAGUAUUACCCAAAAGUAAAUACGAAGUGUAAAUUCCAUUGGGCAUAAUUUCGUUUGAAACGGGAUCCGGGUCCAGUGCUCAGACAUUUCGAUUGGGGGUAGUAAACGGGAUGUAACCUAACUCCUGCGGCGCCCCUUCAGAAAACCCAGAUGAACGAAGUGCCGUACAUCAGGCAGCAUCGACCCACCGCGUUGACAUGCAAUCAUUCCAAACACUCAACCGCCGGCUGUGGAUUAAAGUUGUCAUAUUUAAAAAAAAAAAAAACGAAUUCCCUUUUAAUUUCAUCCCAUCUCGAAAUGGUAUAAAUGACUGAUUUGAUUCUGACUUGUUAAACUGAUCUCGUCACAACACUGUAACCAUUGUCACUUAAACUCACCAGCCAAACAAUUAACUUUGACUUUAUACACCACUGCAUGUUUUUGUGCGAACGAAUCUAACACGAUAUAGGCAAAAAGUAAUCGAUUUGAAGAUUUCACGAAGUAGCUCAGACUUGUCUUAAGUUAUCCAGUGAGUCGAUUUGUAUUGUAAUGCACCAAAAGAUUAAAAUAUGGCUUAAAAUCAAUUUUACUGGCCAGUGCACAACCGGUGAAAACUCUAUAGUUUAUUGCUGACAUUAUAUUUUUUAGGAACUUUGUGGCUUGUAGGCUUUAAGAAACUGUAACCCGGCAGGGAUGAUUUUACAUUUGACGAAUUACACCACGGUUGGCUGAUAUUGCGCCAAAUUUGUGUACAAAAAAACUUUAAGUCCGGCUUCCGUUAUGUAUUGUGCGUGGCGUUAACCUCGCGAUAAUGCAUGCACAAUUCGUGUCCCAAGUCUUUUGUGACCAGUGUUAUACAAACUGAUGGUUUAUUGAAAGAGAUGUCAACUGCUCGCCUGAGGCCGAACAAAAACGGGAGGGGUACGCAGUACACAAGUUUAUCAUUUCAAAUCAAAACAAGAAAUACAUGUUUAAAUUUUGACAUUUCCAACUGAUUUAAUUGUGGAUCAGUGAAGAUAUGUCAUCAUGAAAGUGUGAAUUUUUCAUGCUUGAGUUACACGAAAAGUAAAUAUCGUGCAGUAAGAACAAAAAUGCCUUUCUACGAACCUGUAUUAUCAGUUGCAAGGUUUAAUUUGAUAUGAACACAUUUUGUUUUUUUCUGCUGUAUUAAUAAAAGUUUAAGUGUAUGUGACAUGUAUUUCCAUUUUUUACAUGUACCGGUAACAUUCUAUAAAAACUUACCCAUACCAAAGUUUAAUAAUCUUGGUAUUCUAAACAAUGUGUUCUCUCGCCAACGCUACAGUGGCACAUGAAGUAUGCCAUUACCAUUAUAAUUGUAUUUAUUUGCGACGGAGGUUAUUUUUCUAAUGUCAUCAGUCCCCCACACAUCUCGCACACUAAUGCUUUACUCGCUUUUACGAGGACUGGCCCGCAGCGUGAUCUGUGAAAACAGCCUACCGUGCGUCCUUGAGUUUUCCCCGCCCGCGCGUCCGUUGUGUCGGACCGGCCCAGGGCGACUUCUCCGGCUUAAAACGUCAACCUCAUAUUAAUAUGAUUUUUUUUUGGGCUGUUUUCAUUGUACGUCACUCUUCUCGGUCCAAAAUUAUAUUAACGAGCCGUAGUCGCGUUCUGAGUUUGCACCCGUGCUGGAUGUGUAUCUGUAGCUGAGAAUGUGCGGUUUGUGCAUUCGCACAUGUGCCGUACGGCUAGCAUACUUAUUCGGCACAGUUGCAAACCCAGCACGAAGAUAUAUAAAUGGAUUAUUCCAAGGAUAUCGUAACAAAUAAGGCACUUUAAAUCAAAAUCUGUUUCACUGAUAGAUUGCAUUUCAGGCGCACUGCCGAAAUUGGAAUCUCCACUAUAUGCUUUUAUUGACGAUUUGCCCUUCCGAGAUGCCAAGUUUUAGGGAAAAAGUACGAUAAUUUAGAAGUAUUAUGUUUAAAUCUAGAGGGUUUAAAUCGUGUUUUUUUAUCAGUACCAAAACAUGAUGGAGUAGAAUCCAUUGUCAUUGAUCCAUCUUUAGAUUUGAUUCUUUAUUUGUCUUUACUUCAUCUCGUGGCUCAGCCUUCAGCAAAAAUUUGCAAAUCAAGAUUUUUUUAAAAUCCAAUUCUCAGAUUAUCACGUCAUAAGAUUCACGCGUUGGAUUAUAAAAAGUUUUUCGAUAAGAAUUCCCCCCAAAAUUGACUCAGGCCAGUGGCUACAAAUUGUAUGGUUAUUUGACAGUACAUGUGCUUAAGUAUAUGUUGUUCAAGUGUUGUAUUAUUAAUGAGUGGUGUAAGCUUCACCCGGCUAUAUAAUUAUCUGAAAUUUUGAAGUUAAACUUACAUCGUCAAUGUUCUGUAUGAUAGUGUUAAAUAAGACAUAUUUCAGAGGACGACCUAGUCUGUGGUACAUUAUAAAGUGUACGAGUGCAUGCAUGGUAUUGACAAAUAAAUUACGCAAACUGAAAAAA